This is a messenger RNA of Candidozyma duobushaemuli, 1626 nucleotides long. RefSeq lists its product as uncharacterized. Bases 1 to 1626 code for a protein of 541 amino acids. The record is from RefSeq and is a predicted model, not a curated record. Lineage: Eukaryota; Fungi; Ascomycota; Pichiomycetes; Serinales; Metschnikowiaceae. The transcript has a single exon.
AUGCCCGCCGUUUCUACCGCCAGCACUAUCACCAAAGCAUCUAAGAAGAAGAGCUUCCCUAAGAAGACGUCCACUGACAGAGGCAGCCUCAAGGAAAGUGACGCCCACAUUAGGGAAAAGAAGUUGAAGGACAAGAAGAGAAAGCGCUCCAAGAGAAAGCGUACUACUAAUGAGAAUCCUCUUCCUUCCAACCAGGUCAAGGAGGAGCCUUCCAACGAAGGUGACUCCAACUCCACCCCAUCUCCGCAGGUUCUGGAAUCCAAGCCUGUUGAGCCAACCAAGGAAAAGAAGAAGUCCAAGCAGAAGUUCCUCUCCAACGAGGGCGACUCCUACUACAUUUCCGACUUUUUCAGUUUCCAGCUCAUUCUUGAGGGUUUUGUACCGCUCAACCCAGGUCAGGUUUCUGACUUUAAGACCCAAAAGAAUGAGCCUUGUCCAGAGGUGAAGGAAUCUGAGCCCGAGGUCAUCUUUCAGGUCGAACCAAAAUUGCCUGAGCCAGUCAACCCAAUUCAGACCUCUUUGCCUGAACCAGUCAACCCAAUUCAGGUAACUCCUGAACCAGAGGUUAUCCCAGCGAUUUCCCCUAAGCUGGUCACUAACUACGCCCAGGUGGCAACACUUUUGCCCUUGGACUUCCCUGUUUUCAAGACCUGGUCGUCUUUGUCGCAGACUGAAAAGACCUACUACCCAGGCGACUUUUACCAUUUCAGAAAGUGCCUCAAGGAGGAGGAACCCUCUUUCCUUCCCAAGGAAUUCUACUUCUGGAAGGAGACCGUCUCCGAGAAGUCUGCCGAGUCUUUCGACAUCGAGGACUUUUUCGAAUUCCAACUCAUCCUGGAGGAGCUCUUGGCUCUUGAGCCACGGAAGAAGACCGCAAAGCAAAAGAAGGUCUUUCUCGUGAACGACGGACAAUUUUUCGUCACCGACUUUUUCAGCUUCCAAACGAUCGCUGAAAGUCUCGAAUCACUUGACGGUGAGUUGUCUGACUACGAGUUCUGCUUGCGUGAAGAGCAGUUUGACUUGUACUCUGAGGAGCCUGUGAAGACUCAGGAGGUCUACUUCCCCGACGACUUCUGCAAAUUCUUCCAGCUCUGGACUUCCAGUCCCAAAUACAACAGGGUUUUUCUUCCAAAUGACUUUUACUUUUGGAAGGAUGCCACAAACGACGAAGACACUCCUUCAUUCUUGCCAAGGGACUUUUUCCACUGGCAGAGUAUUUUCAACGAAAGAAGCAACGAAUCCUUCCUUCCCCAGGAUUUCUGCUUCUUUCAGAACAUCAUCGAAUCAGUUGAGCCCCCUUUUGCUCCUGAAACCAUCGAUGAAACAAAGGCAUCCAAUCUUCCCCUGGAGCGCCUGACUUCGGAGUUCUUUCCAAGAGGCUUCGUUCCUUGGAAGAGCCAAACUGAAAAAGUGACUUCAUACCUUGGAGUCAUUUUUAAGCUUCCGAAGAACAACUUCACUGAGGCCUUUACUAUAAAGCCUACGGUGAACCCACAGAAUCUGCAUCCUGACGAGGUUUACGAGCUGGACAGCUCGGAGCAGUCUUCCCUCUUUGAGAUGGUACGCCAUUGGGAUGCAGAUUUGAGUGACUCUGAAUUUGAUGUCUGCCUUGAUAAGGUGGACUGA